Messenger RNA from Phragmites australis (common reed), 707 nucleotides. RefSeq names its product flowering-promoting factor 1-like protein 5. The coding region runs from base 56 to 379 and encodes 107 amino acids. The transcript has a single exon. Gene Ontology annotation, biological process: regulation of flower development. The record is from RefSeq and is a predicted model, not a curated record. NCBI's taxonomy places the organism in Eukaryota, Viridiplantae, Streptophyta, Magnoliopsida, Poales, Poaceae.
CAGCAGCAAACCAGGUGUGGUACAACGUAGGCGGGCAGGGCAGGGCAGGGCAGCGAUGUCGGGCGCGGGGGUGUGGGUGUUCCGGAACGGCGUGAUGCAGCUGGAGGAGCCGGCGGCGGCGGGGCGGAAGGCGCUGGUGUACGUGCCGACGAACGAGGUGGUGCGGUCGGUGGAGGCGCUGGAGCGGCGGCUGGGGGCGCUCGGCUGGGAGCGCUACUACGAGAACCGCACCAUCGUGCAGCUCCACAAGCGCGACGGCGGCUCCGACCUCAUCACCAUCCCUCGCGACUUCGCCAGCCUCCGCUCCACCCACAUGUACGACGUCGUCGUCAAGAACCGGGACCACUUCAAGGUCGUCGACGCCUCCACGCCUAACUAGCUAACUCGAUCGUUAGCAACUCGAUUGCGCGUUAUAUAUAUAUAUAUAGACACACACGAAGACACUAUUCUAUACUCAGGGUGUAGAAUAAACCAGAGAGCUAUUGAACUACCGACCUACCAGUAGCUUCCCUGUGUAGAACCUGGAUGUAGAAUAUCACAUGUGUCAUGUGUGCGCUUGGUGUAUGUUGCUUUGGAUUGCCUUGGUUUACUUGAACUUACAACGUUUAAGGAGACACCACUGCUACUGCUGUACCGAUGAUGUGCUGUAUGUAUAUUGCCGUUCCGUAUAACUACUUAUGUGUGCAAUGAAAAUGCCCUGUUACUUG